AUGGCCUUCUUUAUCCUCACCAUCGUGUAUCUUCCUUAUUUCUCAAAUUUUCUCCAGCAAAUCUUGAUCAAAUAUCAUGCCACCCCCAUUGGUGGUCAGGCCCCACUGAUGGUGUAUCUCACAAACUACCUCUCGCCAACCCCUCACUUACUCAACCUCACACCACAUCUUCCUACAGACGA
Messenger RNA from Sphenostylis stenocarpa, 182 nucleotides. NCBI's taxonomy places the organism in Eukaryota, Viridiplantae, Streptophyta, Magnoliopsida, Fabales, Fabaceae. The record is from the annotation of a GenBank genome assembly.